Drosophila obscura is the source of this 2407-nucleotide messenger RNA. RefSeq names its product rabenosyn-5 (gene Rbsn-5). The coding region runs from base 294 to 1832 and encodes 512 amino acids. NCBI's taxonomy places the organism in Eukaryota, Metazoa, Arthropoda, Insecta, Diptera, Drosophilidae. The record is from RefSeq and is a predicted model, not a curated record. Gene Ontology annotation, molecular function: metal ion binding. The transcript is spliced from 3 exons.
GUAAUAUAUAUUUUAUCGAUAAGUCCAGCUGAUUUUAUGAAAAAGAAACAGAAAAACUAAUAUUCGCACGCAUUUCCACUGAUAUCCAACGGCUUGAACACAAUUCCGUUUCUAGGACUGCAGCCACGUGAUUUGAGUGCUCGACUUUACCUGGAUGUGGCCGCCAAACAAAAGCUAGUCAUGGCAGUGUUCCAAAUCUAGUGGAUGGCUCGGCGCAAAGCACAAGACAACAAACACACCCACCAAAAAAAAACAACCCAAAAACUAGUGCUUACUCAUCGCAUCGCCGAAAUAUGUCUAGUAAUCCCUUUGACAGCGAUGAGGAUCAGAGUGCCGCCAGUGGGGAGAUCUUAGAGGGCUUCCUCUGCCCCAUUUGCCGCGCAGAUCUCAAGUCCAUUGACGUGCUCACGGAUCACUUUGCGCGGCAGCAUGCCGAGGAGGAGGAUACCCUCAAGUCUGUUUUCAAUAUAUUUGUAAAGGCCAAGAAGAAAAUCCUCAACAACUUUGAAGAUGAACGUAGCGGUGCAGCAGCGGGCUCCUUCUCGUCUUCGAUGGCGGCCGGCGGCUCGUCGAAUGCCAAUGGAAACGGCGCGGACCAGCGGGUGCUGAGCAAUGCUCGCUCGCGUUUCAAUGUCUUUAACUACAUGUCCAAGCAGCAGGUUGGCGCCGAGUGUUCGCACUUUGAGUACUUUCAAUCUGUGCGCAAUCCUCGCCUGGAACGCUACGCGAGUGAGACGAACAAGCUGAUAAUACGACUACAUCGGCUGCUGAAGGAUUUGCCCUCGGAUUCGGUGCAGCGCAAGCAGCACGAACAACAGACGGUGGCCUGGCUGGAUGGCACUUCGGUGAAGCUGUGCCCCAGCUGCGCCAAGAGUUUCCACAUAGCCCGCAGGCAGCAUCACUGUCGUCUCUGUGGCGGGAUUAUGUGCAAUGAUUGCUCCAAGUUCCUAGCCCUAGAGAAUGCCAUGCAAUUGGCCAGCCUCUCGACCAGUCGGAGCGAGCCAUUGCAGCAAAUGCAUCAGGGUGACCGUGCCAUACGCCUCUGCGAGCAUUGCCUGUGGCUGCUCGACACCCGCCAGGACAUGCACGAGAGCCGCACUUGCCGCCCACUGUUCGUGCAGGUCUAUGAGCAGAUCCGGCAGCUGCAAAAGGAUGUCAACCCAGAUCUGGACAUGUAUCUAAAGAUUAUCAACAGCCUGCACGAGGGAGAGAGCAUAUUUACCAUUACAGAUGCCAGCGCCUUGCGUGGCAAAAUAGGCCAGGUGGCCGAAGCCAUGGAUAUGCGGAGUAAGCGCAUUCUGGCCAUCUACUGUGAGCCCGGCAGUCGGGAGGAGUCGCUAAAGAAGGCCAUUCGCUUGAGCUGCAUCCAGGCCAUAAAGGAGCGGAUGCUGUCGCUGCCACCACUGCCGGAUGAGGCGCAUAUCCAGCGGAUACAAGAACGCAAGCGCAUGGAGACGGAGCAGCGCAUCCUCACCGAACAGCGGAUGGCCAUGGAGGCGUAUGAGCGUUAUGGCCUGGGCGCCACAACCAUACAGUCGGGCGGGGGUCUGGAAAGCGGCACCUUUGCUCAGGGGUCGGAUCUGCAAUCCAUUAACAACUGGUCUGCCCCACAAGCUUCCACCUCCACCUCAAAGUCCAGCCUGGACGAUCCCCUGAUUGAACAAAUCAAUAUUAUAAAGGGCUACAUUAAGCAGGCGCGGCAGGACAUGAACUUCGAGGUGGUGGAAACGCUGGAACUGAACCUACGCGAGCUGCAGCGCGAGGUGUACGAGAGGCAGCGCAAGUCCCAGAACAGUGCCGCCUCGCCCGAUGUCGAACAGCAGCAGUCCUAAACCAGUAUACAGUAUGCAUAUGGUAGGUUGUAUAUAUGCAUUCCCAGCAAAAUGACAAAUUAAAUAUACAUUUUAAUGUGUGUGAGUAUAUUUGUUGUGCGGAAAAGACUCAAGACUUGUGCGUUUGACGACAUGUGAGAUUCCAAAAAUGCAUACAUAUAAUAAUAUCAUAUUGUAUAAUAUACGAUGUAGGUCGUAUACCUUCCUAAGACUUGAGUCCGACGGAAGCAAUCAAUCCCUGAACUUUGGCUAUAUACGCGCCCUGCGCAUCGGCAUUGCUCAUUCCUUUGCGUCCAUUCCAGGCCUCCCACUUGGCCUUACCCUUAAAGUCCAGGAAACCGGGCUUGUCUGGAGUAUUGGAAGCCGUAAAUUGCAUUAAUAAUUAAUUGAUUUUAUCAAACAACUGUCCGUUCUCUCUCACACACCAGUAUUGCAAUCGCCCACUGUGGCCUGCUUGAACAGACUGUAGAGUUCCAAAAGGUCAUUAUCCGCGGGCGUGGUAUUCAGAUUCUUGACAUCUUCGGCAGCUUUAUUGAAUUCCUGCAUCAAUAUAGAGGAAUUUAGCAUAGGUGUUA